GAUUGAACCCUCGCCAUUUAUGUUAACAGAUGAAGGUUUACCAUUGGACCUACUAGGUCUCGGUAAAACAUGUCAGGAUCAUCAGAUGCCCUCUUCUUGGGUGGAGGGGGAGGAGGAGGAAGCGUACUUCGAGGAGGAAGAAAGGUGGGUCGCUCAAGUGUCUGCUCGCGCUUCAUUUUGAUUACAGGUGCGGUCUUUUUCUUCUUCCUUCUGAUUUGGAUGUCUGAUAAGCAAUUACGGCAAAUAAAAAGACUCUCUGGUGAGAUAGGCUCUGAGAAUCACGUCGUCAAGCAGCUUCAGGAGGUAGCGGAGAACUACGAGUCAGAGCAGCACAAGAAGACUCUUGUGUUGAAACCGAGAGUAGAUGGCAAUAGAAAGGAGAAUAGACCUGCGCAGCAGGCAAACACGAGGAGGAUAGAUGCAGGCAAAUUAUGGGGGAGAGAUGACCGGGUCCGAGAAGUUGCUGUUCAGGAUCGAGGCCAUUCUUCUGCCUCUUUGCCGAUUGCAGCUGUGGUGAUUAUGGCCUGCAACCGCCCAGAUUAUCUGGAGAGGACUGUGAAGUCGCUACUGAUGCAUCAUACGUCUCCUGAGAAAUUUCCUCUUUACAUUUCCCAGGAUGGACUCCAUGAGGGGGUCCACAAUAUGGCGAUUCGUUAUGGGCCCCGUUUCUCAUACAUACAGCACAUUGAAGAGCGGCCUCCGGCAAUGAAGAGUCCUACCGAGAUGAUUGCUUAUUAUCGAAUUGCGGAACACUACAAGUUUGCACUGGGUCAUCUUUUCGAUGUGAAAGGGUAUCCCAGGGUCAUCAUGCUCGAAGACGAUAUGGACAUUUCUCCGGACUUUUUCAGUUAUUUCGAGGCGACGGCUCCUUUGCUGGACCAGGACAGCUCGAUUCUUGCCAUCUCUUCGUGGAACGACAAUGGUCAAAGCCAUCUUGUCGGCGAUGCGGAGGCCCUUUAUAGGUCAGAUUUUUUCCCAGGGCUUGGGUGGAUGAUGAAUCGGCAACUGUGGGAGGAGCUUAGGCCAAAAUGGCCUGCAGCUUACUGGGAUGAUUGGUUAAGGUCACCGCAGAACCGGAAGGGUAGGCAAUCUAUCCGCCCGGAGGUGUGCCGGACAUACAACUUUGGAGAACAGGGUUCCAGCCAUGGACAGUAUUUCGCAAAGUACUUGCAGUCGAUCAAGAUGAAUGAUAAGGAUAUUGACUGGUCAACGAAGGACCUCAGCUACUUGUUGAAGGAUCAAUAUCCUGAACAUUUCAUGAACUUGCUGAAUUCUGCGAAACCAAUAUCUGCAGCACAGCUACUUGAGGGGCAUGGCGACAACCUGGAAACGGAUGUCCGGUUGGUGUACGAUGACCAGGCAUCCUAUGCAGCUAUCGUGCGACCGUAUGGAGUUUUCGAAGACUGGAAAGAUGGUAUUCCAAGGGUGUCGUAUGAAGGUGUUGUUGUUUUCCGACUUGGUGGAGGGAAAAACGUUUUCUUGUUGUCUGCUUCGUCUGUAAGCAACAUCCAAGCACGAAUAGCAGCAGCACGAGGAGGGGUCCAGGCACAGCAGAUGAUGAAGUGAAGAAGAAGAAGAAGAAGAAGAAGAAGAAGAAGAAGAAGAAGAAGAAGGAUCUUGGGGUUGCGAACCGUGGUGAGAGAGAGAGGAUGGUAGAUGGGCAAGCCGUCGUCUUUUGGUUUUCGUUUGUCUUUCCUCUGUCUCUCUCUCUCUCUCUCUCUCUGUCUGCCUGAUGCGUUGUUAAUGUACAGAGCACUUGGUGGAGUUCUCAAUCCAUACAGUGCUCCCUCUUUGUGCUUGUAUGUCAAGUACGAUGUACUGGUGAACUUGUUUGGAUCGCAGCACUCUGGUUUGGUCAAGUCGUGUUUGUAAAAUUACGAAUUGAGCUGCUGAUCGAGUUGUCCCUGUCAUAGAUGCAUCGGCCAGUUUCCAUUUUCGAUCCUGUCAUAGAUGGCUUGAGUAAGAGAUUCAUCAACACGGUCGGGUUGAUCAGUCAAUUCAUUGAUCAGUCAAUUCAUUGGGUCGUUGCAGUGUUUGGAUGACCUACGUAUGCUCACAUGUAUCUUUGCGCCUAUCUUCCGGCGAAGUAAUGCGCAGUAACAAUUGUGCACAUCGAAACACAGCAGCGCAGACACACACCUAGGUUGAGCCCAUGGUGCAUUACGCGGCAAUGCCACUA
Messenger RNA from Chara braunii, 2179 nucleotides. The record is from the annotation of a GenBank genome assembly. NCBI's taxonomy places the organism in Eukaryota, Viridiplantae, Streptophyta, Charophyceae, Charales, Characeae.